Molecule: messenger RNA, 1047 nt
Organism: Dalotia coriaria
Lineage: Eukaryota; Metazoa; Arthropoda; Insecta; Coleoptera; Staphylinidae
Exons: 3
Coding region: 136-462 (108 amino acids)
Source: RefSeq, a predicted model, not a curated record
GGGAGCAAAAGGACUCGCGCACGAUCGAGUCGAGUCUGUCGUUCCUCUGACAUCGUACAGUGUGCACACCAUUUGCUGUUUCCUGCCCAGUUUUUCUCUCGCUUUACGAGACGUGAAAAGUGUGUCGUGUAUAAAAUGUCGAAUCUAAAACUGGAUCUUGUUACAAUCCAGCUGCCGCUGGACGUAAGGAUAGAUGAGUUCAAGAGUGACGACGAUAAGAUGAAGGACGUGAAUGAUUUCAUUAACGAAAUUGUUGAGAAAGCAAAAGUUGAAGUGGAAAAUCGCAAAGAAGCCGAAGGAAAAGCUGGAUUGGAUGCGUUCGGAUUGCAGAACGGCGGUAAAAAAAUUGGAGCUUCCUUAACGAAAGCCAAAACGUCGGCUCGCACGUUCGCCACAAGAGUAUUUACUGCCAUCUGCAAUUGCACGAAUUCAGUGAAAAGUGCAGUAGUAAAUAGAAAUUAAAUAAAACAACAUUCGGAGUCAUAACCAAAAUUAACAAAGCUUCAUGUCGACAAAUGUAAAAGAAAUGAUUUGAUCACGAUACAAUAUUGGUAAAACAUAUUUUUCUACAAAGCGGUGUUCAUAUUUCUACCAAAAAUUGCUGAAAUAAAAAUUGUUCGGGUUUUUCGACUUAUCCUGACAAUCAAAAUGAUUUUAAAUGAAGAAGGAACAUUUUGGGAACAUAUAUGCACAAUUUUUUUAGCAUUCUAUAUUUACAAACUACUUUUACACUACAAACUAUCUAUUUAACAAGAAUGUACCUGGAAUUGUCUUGCUAACAGUAUAUUAAGUAUUACCACGAAAUUGAUUAAUUGCGUCGAUUGUUUAUUAACGUUUAGCGUCAUGAUGUUUAUUUACCCCAUUUUUUAUUUCCAUUUUUUUUGUAUUUUAAAACUUUGAACUACGUUUGCACACUAAAGUACCAAUUAUAUUAAUUGUUUAAAAUACCAAUUUUUGUGUUUCAAAACCAUAGCAAAACUGGAAGUAGAAAAAAUGAUACUGAAUUAAAUUAUGUUUAUGUUGAGUAAUAAAAUAUUUGUACUUCAA